ACUAAACUUAUUUCCGUAGAAAAUAAAGGAAAAAAGCUAAAUGAAUACUAUUCAAAACAUAAAAUGUGCCCAACUUUCAAAGCUAACAGGUGUUCUACGAAUGACUAGUGUUCGUAUCUCUCUUUUUAUCCUCCUCUAGUAGACAUAUUUUAAAAGCAAAGCAUACUGUAAGAUGCAGCGUGAAAAGCUCUACAAGUUACAUUAAGAACCUUAUUUUAUAUAUGCACUUUUUGUUUUCAAAAUAAUCAAAAUUCUGUGAGAUCAGUUUUCGACUCUGCGAACAAGAGCAGUUUUUUGGUACAAUACGAAUUCGUUUUUCUUAUUUCAACUUUGUAUCAGCUAAUAUAUUCUUUUCAAAGAAAACUAAAUAUGCCACAAGAUCCAGUGUGAAAAGCUCUACCACUUACAGAGAACAAGUUAUUUUAUAGACAUGCAUCUUUUGUUUUUAAAAUAUGCAAAAUUCUGUGCGACCAAAAAAUGGUCUUUUUUGCAGAGUAGAAAACUGGUCGCACAUAAUUCUGAUCAUUUAGAAAAUAAUAAGUGCAUUCAUAAAAUAAAGUUCUUAAUGUAGCUUGUAGAACUUUUCACGCUGCACCUUAUGGUGUACUUUGUUUUUAAAAUGCACCCUACUUCAUAAUUAAAAACGGUAUCCACAUACCAAGCAUGCAUGGGACACUCGCUAGCUUUGAAAGUUGGGCACUUUUUAUGUUUUGAAUAAUAUUCAUUUAGCUUUUCUCCUGAACUUUCUACAGAAAUAACUUUAAUUAUGGUUUUGUAGAGAAUUUCACGGCGCAUCUUUUGGUAAAACAAGCAGCUCUAAAGAUCAAAAAGAAAAAAAGUUAUAAUCAAAAUACUGAGACAUUCAUUUAUUCUGGGCCACCCGUUAUUUGGAAUAAAAGCUGCUUCUAUUCAUUGAUGAUUAAUAAAGAUUAUUUUUUUUAUAUUAACUUUCUGUAUGCUAAGUAGAUCGAUUUGUCUUUCGCUUUCUUCGAAUAUGUGAGUGAAAAGGAAACUCAACUUUUCACUUUAGUUUGAGGAAAGUAUUCGUUUUCGACGACAGAUUUUGCACCUCUGUGUCAUGAUCUGUGAUAAUCUCUUCUUAGCACUGUAAAGGAUGGUACAAAUUUUUUAUCUUUAUACUUCAACACUGCUUUGAGAUUGUGUUUCACAGAAAAAAAAACAAUUUACUAGAAUAUUUUUUUUUCUAGUGGUUUCAAUACAACUGUUGAUGUUAAAUUACAACAAUGGGCUGAAAAAGAAUUACCACGUCAAUGUGUUCAUAUUGGUCAUCUUGUAUUACUUGAUGAAUUUCAAGGAUUAAUUGAACGUGAACAAAAAAAAAGUUCAUAUGAUUCCAUAACUAAUGAUUUAAAAAUGCAUGUUGUUCAAGCAUGUCGUUCAAGACAUCAAUGGGAUUCUAAAGCACUUGAUUCACUUAGAGUUAUACAAAGUCAAGCAUUACAAGAUCGUAAUGUACCAGAUAAACAACAAUGGGAAUCAGCUACUAAAUUUAUGGAAAAUGUUUUACGUAAAGAAUUAGAACAUGAAGAAUCCGAACUAUUGUCAAAUAUAAAUCAAAGUUCAUGGAAAAAAUUAAUCGGUCUUCAAAGAUCGACUAUUGAAGAAAAAUAUCGACAGCAAUGUGUUAAAGAAUUAGAUAAAGUCUUAAUGAGUAGACAACAAUUAGAUCAAACAACAAAAGCUAAUCAAGUGGUAUGA
Messenger RNA from Rotaria sp. Silwood2, 1719 nucleotides. NCBI's taxonomy places the organism in Eukaryota, Metazoa, Rotifera, Eurotatoria, Philodinida, Philodinidae. The record is from the annotation of a GenBank genome assembly.